This is a messenger RNA of Brugia malayi, 2643 nucleotides long. RefSeq names its product Protein kinase domain containing protein. NCBI's taxonomy places the organism in Eukaryota, Metazoa, Nematoda, Chromadorea, Rhabditida, Onchocercidae. The transcript is spliced from 16 exons. The record is from RefSeq and is a predicted model, not a curated record. Gene Ontology annotation, biological process: protein phosphorylation. The coding region runs from base 1 to 2643 and encodes 880 amino acids. Gene Ontology annotation, molecular function: ATP binding; protein kinase activity.
AUGGCAAUAAAUGUUGACUAUUAUUUGAAUCGAAUACGUUCUACAGUAACUUCAGUAGCAGCACAAGUAAGUAAUGCUUUACCGGGAAAUCCAGUAACACGAGAUUACGAAGUAUUAUCACAAGUUGGAAGUGCUGGACCGGUAUUUAGUUGGAAAAUUUAUGCAGCUCAGAAGCGUUCAACUAAAAAGCCUGUUUCCGUCUGGUUAUUUGAGAAACGUAAUUUGGAAAAGUGGCCAAAAUAUGAAAGGGAAUUAUUUUCGGAAAUCUUGAAGAGAGGAGUAUCACAACUUACCCGUUUAAGACAUCCACGCAUUCUUGUUAUUGAACAUCCACUUGAAGAAUCUCGAGAUUCGUACGCUUUCUGUACAGAGCCUGUGUUUGCAUCAUUGGCUAACGUUCUUGGACAUUUAGAUAAUAUAUCUCCUUAUCCGACACAUUUAGAUGAAUUCGAACUUUUGGAUAUUGAAAUUCGCUAUGGACUUUUUCAAAUUGUUGAAGCUUUAUCAUUUUUGCAUAUUGAUGUGCGGAUGAUGCAUCGAAAUAUAUCACCUGAAAGUGUGAUAAUCAAUGAAAAAGGUGAAUGGAAAUUAGCAGGUUUUGAUUUUGCGGUGCAAGGUACGCAAGGUGCCAAUAAUCAGGUGAUGUAUGAAAUGUUGGAAUGGAAUCAGCGAACUAUGUCUGUUGUCCAGCCGUUAUUAGAUUAUUUAGCUCCGGAAUAUGUAAUUGGUGGCCGGUGUGAUCCUUAUGCUGAUAUAUUCUCGUUUGGAAUUAUGGUGCUAACGGUUUUUAAUAAAGGAAAGCAGCCAUUUGAUAACAGAAAUUCGUUGGAUAAUUUUCGCAAAAAUACUGAAAAGUUAAACACAUUACCGGUGUCAAUGUUUGUGAAUGUUUCUGCUGAGCUACGUGACGAUCUAAAAAUGUGCCUGAAUUUAACACCUGAUCUCCGACCCGAUGCUACUCAAUUUUCUAAGAUUGCCUACUUUGAUGAGCCAUUAAUUCGAACACUGAACAGUCUGGAUUCUUUAUGCCAAAUGGACUACACUCAGAAAAUGAAUUUUUUCAAGCAGUUACCGCAGUUCUUGAUGAAAUUCCCAAAACGACCGCUUGUGCAAAAAAUUCUCCCGCAACUAUGUGCAGAAUUUAUUGCAGCAGAAUUAAUACCAUUCAUUCUUCCUAGUAUUUUUCAUAUUACUGCAACAGCUAACAGCGAUGAAUUUACUGCUGCAAUUUUACCGCAAUUAAUCCCGAUAUUUACUCUUGACCGACCAUACCAAAUUUUGUUGAUGUUUUUGCAAAAUAUGGAUCUGUUACUGCAAAAAACAAGCGAAGAAGAUGCUCGUAAAUAUCUAUUACCUUUAAUUUGUAAUGCUUUAUCCAGCGAGACAGUAAAAAUCCAGGAAUUGUGUCUUUCAAUCGUUCCAAAAGUUGCCACAAUGAUUGAAAGACAAUCUAUGAAAACGGAAGUGUUACCCAAGUUGCUACUAUUAAUUAUAGAUGGAGGAGGAGUGUUAACUAUACGAGUUCAAGCACUGUUAUGCAUAGGGAAGUUAUUGCCUUCUCUGGAGCCAUGGAUGGUAACGGAACAAAUCAUUCCAGCUUUACCGAAAGUGAUUAGCCGGGAGCCAGCAAUUCUUAUGGCUAUUUUGGGGAUCUAUAAGUUAGCUUAUGAAGAGAGUCGUUUUGGUAUAACUCGAGAACAAUGUGCCAGAAGUAUUUUGCCAUUUCUGAUUGCUUCUUCCAUGGAGAACACAUUGAAUAUGCCUCAAUUUGAACAAUAUAUGUCAUUGAUACAUCGCAUACUAGAUAAAAUUGAGAAAGAACAACGACAACGAUUACAACAACUAAGUGCUACUCAAGAGGAACAGCGUAGCAUUGGCGAGUUUGCUAGUGUACUUGGACAAUCAAUUACUCAGAACAAGGAUUUAAUAUCUGACAAUCUAUCAGAUUUGGUUAUCAAUGGAUCAAUAAAUGGGAAAGCAAAUGAUACUAAUAGAAAUACUGGACCAUUGAGUCUUGCUGAUAAGAAACGAUUAGCAGCGGAGCAAGAGCAGAGCUUACGAAUGCGUAAUCAACCAAAUCUUUUGCAACCAGUUAGUGCUAGCGAAAGUAUAAAUAAGAGCCAGUCUACAAAUUCAAAAUUUAUUAUCUCACCGAUUGAUUCUGCUGUACAGGAAAUUGGUUGCAAUUUAUUAAUCCCGUCUAAUUCUAUUUCAACAUAUCAGUCUCAAAUAGAUCUCUCCGAUUUUUUUCCUUCAUCAUCUAUCUCUGAAAAGAUGAAGAAUGAAGGUACAGUGAAGAAUGCAGAUAGUUCUAUUUGGCCAGAAUCAUUUAGAACAGAACAAGAUAACUCAUUUAUACAUCAAUCAACAACAGUUAAUGCAAUUAAUUUACCUAAACCACCAGUUGUACAAAAUCCAGUAGCUAGAAGUGGUUUAGGUCAACAAAUGGCAAUGAAUCGAAGUGAAAAUGUAUCAUUGAAUGAAGUGAAUAAAAAGUUAAAUAUGUCUGCUUUUGAUGAUAUUGUAUGUUUUCCAACUAAACUUAAUACAAAAAAUAAUUUUUCAUUAAAUUCAUUGAGCACUCUAAACACAAAUUCUAAACAAAAUAACUUAAUAAAUGACAUUUCUGAUUUGUUACGAUAA